Molecule: messenger RNA, 1530 nt
Organism: Rotaria sordida
Lineage: Eukaryota; Metazoa; Rotifera; Eurotatoria; Philodinida; Philodinidae
Source: the annotation of a GenBank genome assembly
AUGCAAGAAGGUUUUAAAAGAUUAAUAAUUUAUAAUAUAAUAAAACGUUAUGAUAUUUAUCUAAUAUUCGAAGAUCGUCCAAGGAGUGGUCGUCCAACACAUUCUGAUAAGAAAAACCUGAAGCGUCUAAAAUAUACUACUGAAAAUCGUGUUAGAGUUAGUCAAAGAGAAUUAGCAAGAAAAUUUGGCGUUGCACAAUCAACUAUUCAUUAUAAUUUGAAGAGAAUUGAUCUUAAAUAUUCUAAACGUCAAAAGGCACCAAAAUAUACGAAAAGACAACUUCAGAAAAUACCAAAAAAAUGUCGAAAAAUAAGACGCCAGAUUACAACAAAAAGGUACAUUUACAGUCCACGAAAAUUCAAUUUCCCUACUUCGAGUUUUGUUUUUUUAUUUCUAUACGUUUUGUAUCUAUUAAGCUACUAUAUAUAGGAAGAAAGCUCAGAACGCGCUGCAUUUUUUGGUAUAUUUAUAUUGAACAUCAAAUGCUGUUCGAAAUGUAAACAGUGUAGUAAAAAAAUGAGUGGCAUUUUUUUCCUUUAAAAAAACGGUUAUCUAUAAUGUUGUAACAUUUUUUGUUUCGCAUGGAUCUCGGCUUAGAUAAAUGAUAAAACCUUGAAUUUUUUCCAAAAGAUGCGUCGUAGAAAACUCUACAAAAGCUGUAUGAUCGAAUUUCUUUUUUACUCGUUCUAAUAUUUUUUUUCAUAUUCAAAAUGAACAACUUACAUGUUAGUGUCGACAGUAGUGUUGCUUUCCAUCAUAUUUUAAAUAUUUUGAGGUCAUUUCUGAUUCACGAUCGGGUUGAUCUAUGCAAGUUUUUUAGAGCUUUCGAUGGCACAUCUUUUAAGAAAAAUUUAAUAUUCCAUUAUUUUCUCAAAUUGGCAUAUAUGGAGAACGAAAAUCUUCCAAAAUUUUCAGUACAAUCGGCAGUGACACUGCCAUGUAAGCUAUUCAUUGUGAGUAUAAGAAAAGCUACUAGAACAGGUAAAGAGAAAUUCGGUCAGUACAGCUUUUGCAGAGCUUUCCAAGAUACAUCUUUUGAAAAAAAAAUCAAGGUUUUAUCAUUUAUCUAAGCCGAAAUAUAUGCAAAAUAAAAAAAUGUUACAACAUUAUAGACAAGUGAUUUUGUAGUAAAAAUACAAAAUGUCACUUCUUUUUUUAAUACAUCGUUUACAGUUCGAACUGCAUUUGAUGUUCAAUGUAAAUAUACCAAAAGAUGCAGCGUGUUCUGGGCUUUCUUCCUAUAUAUAGUAAUAAAAAACGAAAAAAAUCGAAGUGGAGAAGUUGAAUUUUCGUGGACUGUAUUAUUGCAGACGCUUCAGGUUUUUCUUAUCAAAAUGUGUUGGACGACCCUUCCUUGGACGAUCUUCGAAUGGUAGAUCAAUAUCACAGUGUUUUAUUAUAUUAAAAAUUGUUGAUCUUUUAAAACCUUCUUGCAUAAAAUGUUUUAUUAGAUCACUUUUUUUCAAAUUAUUUUGCCGUCCAACCCAGGACGAGGAUUACGACAGUCGUAAACGAUCGUAUACGACGUCG